Molecule: messenger RNA, 6979 nt
Organism: Haplochromis burtoni (Burton's mouthbrooder)
Lineage: Eukaryota; Metazoa; Chordata; Actinopteri; Cichliformes; Cichlidae
Product: vasoactive intestinal polypeptide receptor 2
Exons: 13
Coding region: 210-1520 (436 amino acids)
Biological process (GO): cell surface receptor signaling pathway; adenylate cyclase-modulating G protein-coupled receptor signaling pathway
Cellular component (GO): plasma membrane
Molecular function (GO): vasoactive intestinal polypeptide receptor activity; peptide hormone binding; G protein-coupled peptide receptor activity
Source: RefSeq, a predicted model, not a curated record
UCAGCUCAGUGGAAGCGAGCAGCGUGGAUAGAGGACACCGCAGACUGGGCUCUUUUUCUCUCGCUAUCGUUCAUGGAAUAAAAAAAAUGUUUAAAGUUUUUUUUGUUUUUUUACCCGGAUCAAAACUCUUAACAGGAGUUUAAAUGAAGUGUUUUAACCCAAAUUCCUCCUGUUAGGACAGCUCACUGGCUUCCAGCUGAGGAGUAAACAUGAAAAGUUUGCUCUUUGUCACCUUGUGUCUGUCAACCUGUCCGUUCACGGUUGACGGCCGACAUCCAACCUGUAACUUCCUGCUGGAGGUGGAGAGAGACCAGGCCGAGUGCAUAAAGAAGCUGAGGGAGAAGCAGGCCAACAGCAGCUAUAAAGGCCCCGGAUGCAAAGGAGACUGGGACAGCAUAGCAUGCUGGGAGCGAGCGGAGUUUGGAGAGACCGUGACCAUCCCCUGCCCUCGAGUCCUCAGGACUGUGUUUGGCAGAGAUGGUAACAUUAGCAGAAACUGUACAACAGCUGGAUGGUCUGAUGUUUUCCCAAACAUAACCAGUGUGUGUGGGGCAGACACGAGCCAGGAUAAGCUGUUCUUCUACGUGGUCGUGCAGACGUUGUACACUCUGGGUCACAGUCUGUCUUUAAUUGCCCUCACUACAGGGUGCGCUAUCCUCUGCCUAUUCAGGAAGCUCCACUGCACCAGAAACUACAUCCACCUCAAUCUCUUCGUCUCCUUCAUUCUGAGAGCCGUGGCGGUGUUGGUGAAAGACGACAUCCUCUUCAACCGAAACUCGCACUGCUCAAACCAGCCAUCACUGGUGGGAUGUAAAGCCAGCCUGGUGUUUUUCCAGUAUUUCAUUAUGGCCAACUUCUUCUGGCUGCUGGUGGAGGGUUUGUACCUCCACACUCUGCUGGUUGUCAUUUUCUCGGAAAAUCGACACUUUAUUGUCUACAUGUUCAUCGGCUGGGGAAUCCCCACUGUGUUUGUGUCUGCGUGGGUGAUAACGAGGAUUUAUCUGGAAGACACGGGGUGCUGGGAAACAAAUGACCAACCCAUACCCAACUGGGUGAUCAACGGACCAAUUGGAUUCUCCAUUAUGGUAAACUUCAUUCAGUUCAUCUGCAUCAUUCGGAUCUUGGUUCAGAAGCUGAGGUGUCCUGACGUGGGCGGCAAUGACCAAUCACAGUACAGGAGGCUGGCCAAAUCCACACUCCUGCUGAUUCCUUUGUUUGGCAUCCACUAUGUGGUCUUCGUGACUCUCAGUGAAUCCAUCGCAGAAGAUUAUAAAAUAUUUUUUGACCUUGCCCUUGGAUCUUUUCAGGGUCUGGUCGUGGCGAUUCUCUACUGUUUCCUGAACAGUGAGGUUCAAGGUGAGCUAAAAAGAAAAUGGCGGAGCAUGUGUCUGAACUGUCGUCUGAGCAGGAAUCGCCACAACAACACCUUCGCCUCCAGAAACGGUUCACAGCACAUGGUGCAGUUUCACAGCAACUCCAGAACCCAGUCCAUUCUGCAGACAGAGACCUCGGUGCUGUGAGAACACGAGGUCUUUGACACACAAACAAACAUACAAAAACACAAAAAAAUGCAGUCUUAAGAUUGACCUGGGUCCAAUAGUUUUACAAAGUUAUUAGGAAAAUACAAAAAAGUAGUACUUUGAGAUGAAGUACCACAAGGGUGGGACCUGCACAUCAUUGUAGUGCAGAUUUUGGUUUUAGCUUUACAAAUCUCUGCAAGCCUUCAAGUUUCUCAUUAGUGGAUCAAAAACUUUUCAGAUCUGUCCAGUGAGGUUUACCGUGUUUGCUGCUAAGAGCCUUUUUUUUUUUUUUUGCAGUCUUUAUGCUAUGAUGUCUGCUGCGUGAGCAGAGAAAAACAUGUGCAACGUCCUUAUACUGUUUUACCUGGAGCUUUGUGCACAGAUGAGAUAUAAAAUGUAUAUACUUGAAUGUUGCAUGCAUUGAAAUCUAUAUUUUUGAACAAACAUACGUGUAAUAGAAACAGCAGGAUCUAGGUGCUGCAGACUUUAAAUUGGCACUUGCAAAAAGUGCAAAAAACCCCCCCCCCCAAAAAAACAGAACCAUUUUUGCCAUCUUUAACAGAAAGAAAAACAGGUGAUUGUUUCAGUAUACAAAUCUUUAUAUAACUGCUGCCUGCUGUGCGAUUUAACACCGCUGGUAAUACUGUGCUGCAGUCUUACCAGCUGUCAUUUUGGAGCCAUGCUGUAAAAUAUAAUAGAUUGGCUAUGGGAAACCUUGCAAUACCUUUUUGUUUGAUACUGACCUAAAAUUCAUGGUAGCCGUGUCAGGAUUUAGUUUCCAGAACGUGCAUGCUGUAUGCAAUAACGCAGCAAAAUGGCAGUCCUGUCAUUAAAUCCCGCAAAACUACUCACCUUAGUUCUUAUAUGUUUUCAAUCCUUUUCCAUGUGCCUCCUGUGUUCUCCCAGCCUUAUCACAGGUGUCUGUGUGAGUUUGUUCCUCACCCUGUUUCAGUUUAAUCUUUUUUAAUUUCCUAUUCUCAUUAUUGUCUUGAUUGAGUCCAUCUGUUCCCUCUCCAUGGUGUUUGUCUUAGAAAAACAGACUCUUAGCCUCCAAAUGUUCUCCUGUUGUUUGGUGCUCCUGGCUGGCUGUCACUCUGUAAAGCACCUUAAGUUAUCAAAUUCCUGAUUAAAGCCUCUUCUGUUUCACCACCCUCCUGUCAGUUGCUGUUGUGUUUGCAUACUGGGUCCUAAUGGGAAUAUUUCCAAAAAUCUGUGAGAAAUGCUGGUGUCCAAACCCAACUUUAACACAGCAUUUGCUUCCAGUACCAAGUCAUUGUUGUUGCCUUUUUACCACAGCUGUCUCCAAACCCAAACUUGGGCAUAUGUUAUCCGUUUUGGAGACCAUGGGUAGUACAUUUAUUAUCAUUUAAAUAGAAAAACUUGGUUAUGUAAAUUUAAAAAAAAAUAAAAUCGAGUUGUAAAAAAUUGAUUUGUAAAUAUUUUUUUAAACAUUAGGUUUUACUUAUAGUAUCUCUGGCUGUUCUUUUAAUAAGCUUCUCCUAGUUUUUUCAAACCAUUUCAAAUAAAGGUCAGUUUUAAUGAUUGAUUUUUUACAAAUAUACAGGGAAAGGUGACAACUUGUCACUUCAGUGAAUCAUUUACUGGUCCACAGUGGCCACACCCACCCAUUUGACACUUAAAAUUACUGGUAAGAAUAAGUCGAAAAUGCAUUUUGACCCAGGUCAGCACAUGAGCUCAGUGUUUCUGGGCUUAUGGUUAAAAACAAAACAAAACCACUGGUAAACACAGGGUUGUUUUGUACCAAUUUUAAUCCAAACUGUUCUCCAAAACACUUUCAUUUUAAUGCACAGUCAACAAACUGCUGUCACUGAGAAUUCCUGAGCAUGCUCCAAACUCUUCAUCCAUGCUCUGAUGCUUUUGGCACAGUGCUCGGUGACCUGUUCUAAAGACACAACACAGACGAGCACUUUAAAGAUGUCAUUUAAUUAACAAGAUGGCGUGUUCGUGAGAGCCUGUGUUGGGAAAUAAUGUUGUCUUUAAAAUUACUUACAUAAAAAGAGGUUUAUAUGAUAGAAAUUCGCUUCAAAACACAUUUAAUGUGUUUCAGCAGAAGAACCUCCAGGCUGUCACCACUUAAUGCAGAAGUGCCUGGUGGAUACAAGUAACUAUGAAAUGUUUUACUUUAUGUUGGUUUUAUUCAUGCAACCAGUGUUUUGUGGUAGUUGCAUGAAAUCCUCAGUGUUUGACUUUUUUUGAUUGCUUUUGGUAAACGGCUGUUAACGUGUGAUUUCUUGUAGAUUCUAAUUGUAUAUUUUGUCAAGACAAAAGGCGAAAAAAUGAAAACUUUUGCUUUUUGCAAUGUGCUAUAUUUUUCUUUAACAUGUUGUAUUUAAUGGUCAGCACAAUACAAAAAGUUCUGGUGACACUUGAUUUAAGGCAUACAGAAUUAUUUUUAGUAGUUUCCUCUUCAAACCUUUAAUUUAAGUGUAUGUGUGUGUCCCUAUAUUUUAAAUCAGCAUUCACUUCUUGCGUUGUGUCACAAAAUAUAGUUAAUAAAAUACACAUAAACAUCGAGGUAAAGUCAUACUUGCAGCAGCAAGUAAUCUGGUCCAUAAAAUUUGAAGAAGGAGAUCAGAUAUUUGUCCAAACUUAUUUCAAUGUGUUUUGCAGGGUGAACAACACUGAGGCAGAGGCGAUUCUUGAAAUUUCCCUGUUUUGUUUUUAAAGCCAUUAUUAUUUAUUACAUUUUUAUGGUAUCCUCUGCAUAUCAGCAGAUGAUACAAAAUACUAUAUAUUACAUUACUAGGAAUGUAUGAGGCUUUACUCUUUCAAGAAUUAUUUUGGGGAUUUUAUUCAUGCUUUUAUUUUAUGGGAACUUAUUAGACAGACAGGGAGAUGCCUAAAGAGAAGACUUGCAGCAUGGAUUCACUGUCUAUGGUGCAAAUGGUGCUUUGUUAAAAAUUUGGAAAGGAACAGAAAAGGAAAUGACAAAAAAAGCGGGGGCAAAAAGAUAAAGCAUGUUUGAAUAGUAUAGAUAACGACAACUGUGUUCUUCAUGGUAACAUGUCUUUGUAGUUUCUUAGUAAUCCACUUCAUGGUAGUUUUAAGUACUUGGAUUUAGUUACCUUGGAUUACUGGAUUACUUUUUGAUUUGUGAAGAAAUAUCAUCCCUCUGUUUCGUCAUUGUCAUCCACCUACAACCAGUCAGAUGCAUGGUACAACAUAAAGAGCCAGCUCAACAGGACAGACUCAUCUGUGUCUGUGACAGGAGUAAAAUAGGCCGUCUGUAUCUCCUGUAAACAGUUAGCACUAAACAGAGGUGGCGGCUUAAAACACCAGGUCUCAGUAACCUAGAAUGCAGUCUUAAGAACCCCACCAGGCAAUUCAUCCCACACUCCCAACUCAACCCAACAAGCGUCUUGAAAGAGAGAUGAAAUGUCCUCACACACCAAAACAAAAACACAGCAAUCAUUUAGUCUAAGAUAUUUAUUAACAGUUUUAGUAGCAGGUGGGUACAGGUGUCCAUACUAAGGUUUUAGCUCAGCUGCUGCUGAUUUUGUCAAAAAAUUAUUUGGUCCUUAAACAGAAACUAAAUAAGUAAAUGUUCCCACUUAACAAGCUGUACCUGGUCAUGUUUAAAUAACGAUUUAAACAUGUGAUCAUCUAUUGAAAUCAAUGUCGAUUAAUUUAACUAAACAACUUGUUUAAUUGUACAGAAAUUUCAGUUGUAAUUUCAAAACAAAGCUGUUGCCUUAAUGAAAGUGUUACCAAGUACCUUAAAAGAUGUCACUAUGUUACUCAGUGUGUCAUUUAACAUCUAUGUGACUACAAAUGAUUGAGAGUCUACAAAACCAUAUACAGCACACAGUGUUGACUUGCCGAGUGAAUUCAUAUUUAAUGUUGAUUGACAUGUUGCUACGAAUCAUGUCGCCUGAACACAUGUAUUUGUACUUAGACACCAUGAAUGUCAUGCAAAAGAUGAUUGAUAAAGGCUACCAUUGUAAGCAUUGCACUGUGUGAAUGUAACUCUCUGGAAAUUUGCAUUUUAUUUAAUAUUGCUUGUUUUACUGUCCUCUCAAUGAUAGGAACAUGAUUUCUGUGUGGUAACAUUUAUUACAUUGAAAAUUCUAGACACUUGGGCCAAACUUGUUUGCAGUUCAAAAUCAUUUGAAGUCACUGGGGUUGGCUUUAUCCAUUUCUUCCUUAAACUAAUCUGAACCAAAACCAUUCAAAAGCUUGCAAAUUGUGUAAUUAUCAUCAUUACUAAUAGCCUCAAGUGAUUCAAAGACUCUGAAAACUACUUUUAAAAUCUUUGAACCCAUUAUAGUAGCUACACCAGCCCAGACCUCGAGAGCUUUGGUCCUGCAGAUUUUAGAUGCAUCCCUACUCCAACACAGCUUAAUGAAAUGGUUGAAUUACCUCUUCAGCAGGCCAUCAAGUUUAGCAAAGGCCUGGUAACAAGCCAAUCAUUCGAUUCAGUUGUGUUGGAACAAGGAUGCAUCUUAAAGCUGAAGGAGAGUAGCUCUCGAGGACUGGAGUUGGAGACUCCUGAUCUACACAAUCUAAAGCGUAUCCCAGCAGUUGGUGGCCCCUUCAGUGCUGAUACCGUCUUCAUCUCAAACAGGAAUGAGCCUAGCUGUAUAAAUGUCGUGGAAGCUUUUAUUCCACCUGAGAACAGUAGCUACUGGCCUUAUUAUAAUUUAUUCAUUUUAGAGUCUAACUCAAGGCCAGUUCAUGGUUUCCAUGUUGAAGAGGCCACAUAGCCAGCUGUGAGGAAAUUCAUGCACAGCCCAAAUUUUGGGUCCUCAGAGGGAAACAACAGAAUAUGUGCCAAAAAACUUACAUAAAAACCUGGUUUUUGCACCACAUAAAUUUCCACCAUGUAUAUUUUAUUGAUGACACUUCCACAUCUUGUUUUCGGUUGCUAUUUGUGUGUGUGGUUGUGUCUGUCUCUUCUAGCAAUAUUGCACAUAAAAAAACAGGUUGUGCACCGUUACACCAUCAAAAGGUUAAAAUUUGAUGUGUUGGCUUCUUCAGCUCACACAAAGAGUGUACUUUAUGGUAUCCAUUUAUGGCAUAUUACAUUUUAUAAUGAAUUUUAAAAAUAUCCAGCCUUCACCAUAUUCACGAUAGACUCCUUUGCUAGUGCACAUAACAUGUUCAGAUCUGCUUGUUUGAGUUUAGUCCGCAGAAACCAUGAAUUGGUCUUUACCUUUACCUGUUUUCUUAUUUGGUACCCAAAUAAGCAGGCAGUUCUCCAUUGUGGUUCACAAAGCCCAAAAGAAGAUUCCUAAAAUGUUUUAAAGCAGUCUCUCCUUCAGCACAUUUCAAAUGUUGCAAUUAUUAUUAUUUUUAGCCUGUUGAAAACUCUUUUGCAGCUCAUUGUUGAUUGAUGUGGUUGGAAAUUAGUGACUGUUUUCUUUUAAAAGACAUCCGAACAUGUGACAAGGACAUUGAAAUGGAAGCACAGCUUGAAUGAAAAUUAAAAAAAAUAAACA